AUGCUCGUAUCACUAUCUAUUUCCGCUGCCCUAUGGGCGAUAGCUCUAGGCUACAACACUGUUCAACCCAAAGUCGGUGAUACUGUUUCUCGUUGGAAGUCAGGAUAUAGCUUCACCGGAAUCCAGACCUUUGCCCAUCUGCCUCAUAUCGAAUGCCUUGUCGAACAGGACAAGCUUUUUGACCUUGCUGUCAUUGGUGUUCCCUUUGAUACUUCGGUGGCCUAUCGUCCAGGUGCAAGAUUCGGCCCAAAGGCGAUCCGUAGCGCAAGCCAGCGGCAAAUACCUGCAAGAGGGUUCAACCAUGCUCAAGGCCUGAAUCCGUAUCUCAACUGGGCCACCGUCCUCGAUUGCGGCGACAUCCCAGUGACACCUUUCGAUAAUGCAGUCGCAUUCAAGCAGAUGACGGAGGCGUACCGUGAUCUUCUUCGUCGGCCAGCAAAAACCCAACCCCGAACCACCACUCCAAAAGCAUUGGGAAAGGACGGCAUCUAUCAUCCACGCCUCCUUACUCUGGGUGGUGACCAUUCGGUGGCAUUGCCGGCACUGAGAGCUCUUCAGGAGAUCUACGGACCUGUUAGCGUCCUGCACUUCGAUAGCCACCUUGACACAUGGAAUCCGGCAUCUUUGGCUGGAGCGUGGGCCUCGGAACAGUCGGAUUACAAUCAUGGUUCAAUGUUUUGGAUUGCCCAUAACGAAGGACUCAUUGCUGAGGAGGGAAACAUCCAUGCAGGCCUGCGUACGCGGAUUUUUGGGAAUGGCUAUGGCGACUAUGAGGAAGACGCUAAGCAAAAUUUCCAGUAUAUCGAAACCGAGGAUCUUGAUGUCGUCGGGGUGGAAGGCGUCGUCGAACGCAUCAAAGAGGUCGUUGGCGACAGACUUGUAUAUCUUAGCAUUGACAUCGAUGUGCUCGAGCCCGGUCUUGCACCAGGGACCGGAUGUCCCGAACCUGGAGGUUGGACAACAAGAGAGCUCAAGGCAAUAUUGAGGAGCCUUACUUCCUUGAACAUUGUUGGCGCCGACGUCGUCGAAGUUGCACCGCCGUACGACGAUUCGGGCGAGUCAACAGCAUGGGCCGCUGCAGAUCUUGCGUACGAAUUAUUCGGGUUGAUGGUGGGGAACCCAUUGUAUUCUGUUGAUGGAUAUAUCGAGAGGAAAAGUUUCGGAGGUGGAAUGAAGAAGUCCUGGAAGAAAGACGAGCUUUGA
Molecule: messenger RNA, 1203 nt
Organism: Rhinocladiella mackenziei CBS 650.93
Lineage: Eukaryota; Fungi; Ascomycota; Eurotiomycetes; Chaetothyriales; Herpotrichiellaceae
Exons: 7
Coding region: 1-1203 (400 amino acids)
Molecular function (GO): metal ion binding; agmatinase activity
Source: RefSeq, a predicted model, not a curated record